AUGUUCCAUCGAUUGCGUCAGGCGCUUGCUGCGGGCGGGAAGAGCAACCCCACCGCGGGCUCAUACAGUGCUAGCGCUGCAGAUAAAUCUGCUAGAAGGUAUAUCAUUGUGUUCAAACCCCACGUCACGCAGGAGCAGAUUGAGGACUAUAUCAGUAGCGUUCAGAAACAAGGAGGUACAGUGACACAUAGAUACGACAUAAUCAAGGGCUUCGCCGCGAAUUUGGGCCCGGAGGCACUAUCCAAUUUGCAAUCCCUACAAGGAAACAUAGUGGAGUCGAUUGGUGAGUGUUGA
This is a messenger RNA of Pleurotus ostreatus (oyster mushroom), 294 nucleotides long. RefSeq lists its product as uncharacterized. The coding region runs from base 1 to 294 and encodes 97 amino acids. NCBI's taxonomy places the organism in Eukaryota, Fungi, Basidiomycota, Agaricomycetes, Agaricales, Pleurotaceae. The transcript is spliced from 4 exons. The record is from RefSeq and is a predicted model, not a curated record. Gene Ontology annotation, molecular function: endopeptidase inhibitor activity. Gene Ontology annotation, biological process: vacuole fusion, non-autophagic.